AUGCAAAACUGUUCAUAUCUAUCAAUCUAUCUCAGUCUGUUGAUUAUCUAUCUAUCUAUCUAUCUAUCUAUCUAUCUAUCUAUCUAUUUCAGAAUUCUUGAAAGUUCUGGCAAUGAAACUCAGAAGAUCUAUUCGUGUUUCCAAGCCUCAAUUGACCAACGAAAUGUCGAGUUGGUUCCGCUACAGCUUAAUACCCUUAUCAAUGUCACGCACAAAGACGUCACUACAAACAUCCCUUUCUUUCUAUCUCUCGCAUCUGAUGAUUAUCUAUCUAUCUAUCUAUCUAUCUAUCUAUCUAUCUAUCUAAUCCAUUACAUUCACUUAUGUGCUAAUACCCUUUGGAAACGUAUGGAUACUCUUCUCCCCACCCCCAGCUAUGGGACUGUUUACAUGUAUGCAUAUAUCUAUCACAUUCUACUGAUAUCUAUCUAUCUAUCUAUCUAUCUAUCUAUCUAUCUAUCUAAUCCAUUACACUCACUUACGGGCUAA
Messenger RNA from Acanthosepion pharaonis, 489 nucleotides. The record is from the annotation of a GenBank genome assembly. NCBI's taxonomy places the organism in Eukaryota, Metazoa, Mollusca, Cephalopoda, Sepiida, Sepiidae.